Fukomys damarensis (Damara mole-rat) is the source of this 820-nucleotide messenger RNA. It is a transcript of the gene Strit1, whose product is annotated as small transmembrane regulator of ion transport 1. Lineage: Eukaryota; Metazoa; Chordata; Mammalia; Rodentia; Bathyergidae. The transcript has 5 exons. The coding region runs from base 615 to 722 and encodes 35 amino acids. Gene Ontology annotation, biological process: regulation of slow-twitch skeletal muscle fiber contraction; regulation of ATPase-coupled calcium transmembrane transporter activity. The record is from RefSeq and is a predicted model, not a curated record.
ACUUCACGGUUACCGUGUGACCCAGGAGGGCAAUGGCCUGUGUCUAGUCUCCGCUGGCCCCUGCUUGGUGAUGAAGAACAUUUCAAGUGUUGGGUGCCUGGCAUUACACAGAUAAAGGAGGCAGAGUCCUUGAGCUUUGGAGCAUUUGUAAUUCAGAAGUGAAGGCAGAUGCCAACACAUGUAGUACAAGAACUGUUUGAAAGGAAGAGUCAUCGAAGUGCCUAGACAAAUUUACCACGAAAGAUGAAUUUUUUGAUGGCAAGAGUGAAAUAGUGAAAGGAGCCUCUUGUGGAAUACUUUAAAAUCCGAAAGAACCCCAAAAGCAGAAUGGUCAUUUUUCUAACACAGCUCUGCAUUUGAAGCCUGAAAACUCAGCGUACUUAAUUGUUUAGGUCAAGCGGUCCCUUGUUUCCGUCAUAAAGAAAGGGAUAAAGAAGAAACAGAGGACUUCUGCUUUCCAAUGACUUACAUCAUCGUGCAGACAGUUGGCAGCUAAUAGAGGGACAGCUGCCACACUCUUCAGAUAUCUCUCUAUUUAAAGUUCAAAGAGACACUGGAUAACAAUAAGGAAGAGGUAAUUGUGGUCCUUAUCAAGCCGCUCAACAAGAAGAAUAAUGGCUGAAAAAGCAGAGCACACACUGUCACACCUCAUGGUUCCGGUCCUUCUCUUGAUUGGCUGGAUUGUGGGCUGCAUCAUAGUGGUUUAUGUCGUCUUCUCUUGAAAAGGAAAGAAGACUUCAGAUUUACAUCAUCUAAAAGAAUUAAGAAAAAUAAAAGCAUAACUGAUUAUUGAAUGUUUACUGUGUUAGAGAAAUGUUUG